UGUGGGGGGUUGGAUGUAAUUCACCCCAUCAUUCAGCCAACGUAUCUCAUUCACUGCAGUCACCUGACUUCUCUUGUUAAGAUGGCGUAUUUGGGCAUGAUCGCAUUAUUCUCAGCAGCUCUCUUGGCUUCAGUUGCAGCGGAUGUGAGAAGCCUUUACAGUCAACCUGAGCAAGACCACGACCACGAUCAUGAUCAUGACCAUGACCAUGCUGAAGAGGCGGCCCAUGUGGGGUUACCUGGUUUUGGACCGGUGCAAGUUUCCCCCGAUGGUUCAGUGUCGCAACUUAAUCCUUCAGGCAAUGCCGGCACACCUAUUGUGUUAAACCCUGGUGACGUAAGGACCUCUCCCUUGAACCAGCAAUCUGGCGGUUCUCAGUCGUUCGGGCAACAGUCGGGCAGUGGCGUUUAG
Messenger RNA from Hyalella azteca, 411 nucleotides. RefSeq lists its product as uncharacterized. The transcript has 3 exons. Lineage: Eukaryota; Metazoa; Arthropoda; Malacostraca; Amphipoda; Hyalellidae. The coding region runs from base 82 to 411 and encodes 109 amino acids. The record is from RefSeq and is a predicted model, not a curated record.